Molecule: messenger RNA, 2770 nt
Organism: Petromyzon marinus (sea lamprey)
Lineage: Eukaryota; Metazoa; Chordata; Hyperoartia; Petromyzontiformes; Petromyzontidae
Gene: PLK1
Product: polo like kinase 1
Biological process (GO): mitotic spindle organization; protein phosphorylation
Cellular component (GO): nucleus; kinetochore; spindle pole
Molecular function (GO): ATP binding; protein serine/threonine kinase activity; protein binding
Source: RefSeq, a predicted model, not a curated record
GCGAGGCGACCAACGGCUCCCGAAGUUUAAAUAAAACCCGGUAGUGAACGACAGCGGUCACGGCACGCGGCGCGCGCUCUCGUAAUUAUCUCUUCAAUUGUUAGCUCUUUACUAAUAGUCUCUCAAGUCAAUUACGAAGCAACUAUCGAGUGUAGCUACCCCCACCUCAUUCCGUCGGCUAUCUCACGGGCAGGCGGGGACAAAACCGAAGCGGAGUUUGAAGUGGGUGCCCUGGAGUAGACAAAGACGAGGACGAGGAGGAGGAGGAGAGGUACGGGGAAGAUCGGCAGGUAGAGAGACGCACGGGCGAGGAGAUAGACACGCGGACUAGGCGUAGGUACACGGGCGAGAGCGGCGAAACGACGAAUCGAGUGGAGACCGAGGCGCGAACAGGCACGGCCAUGGCUGUAGUGUUACGGCCACAGCACGGAGCGGGGGGCGGGGGUGGCAAGUCGGCGGCGUUGCCACCCCCCGAGCUGGUGGUGAAGGAGAUCCCCGAACAGCUGUACGACCCGGGCACCAAGCGGCGAUACCAGCGAGGCCGCUUCCUGGGCAAGGGCGGCUUCGCCAAGUGCUACGAGAUGACGGACGUGGCCACGGGCGAGGUGUUCGCGGGCAAGAUCGUGUCCAAGACGGUGCUCAUGAAGCCCCACCAGAAGGAAAAGAUGAGCAUGGAGAUCACCAUCCACCGCUCGCUCGGCCACGCCAACGUGGUCAACUUCCACAGCUUCUUCGAGGACGACGACUUCGUCUACGUGAUCCUGGAGCUGUGCAGGCGACGGUCUCUGAUGGAGUUGCACAAGCGGCGCAAGGCACUGUCGGAGCCCGAGGCGCGCUACUUCCUGCGUCACGUGAUCCUGGGCUGCCAGUACCUGCACAUCAACAAGGUCAUCCACCGUGACCUCAAGCUGGGCAACCUCUUCCUCAAUGACGACAUGGAGGUCAAGAUCGGAGACUUUGGGCUGGCGACGCGGAUCGAGUACGAGGGCGAGCGCAAGAAGACUCUGUGCGGGACGCCCAACUACAUCGCCCCAGAGGUGCUCAUCAAGAAGGGGCACAGCUACGAGGUGGACAUCUGGUCCAUCGGGUGCAUCAUGUACACCCUGCUGGUGGGGAAGCCGCCGUUUGAGACGAGCUCGCUCAAGGACACGUACGCACGCAUCAAGCGCACCGAGUACACCAUCCCCAAGGCCGUGAGCGCCACGGCCACGACGCUCAUCGCCCGCAUGCUGCGCUCGGAGCCGCUGCUGCGGCCGUCCAUCGCGGAGCUGCUGCAGGACGAGUUCUUCACGUCGGGCUACCUGCCGGCGCGCCUCCCCACCACCUGCCUCUCGAUGGCGCCGCGCUUCUCGCUGGCACCGCAGCAGCUGCCCCCCGCCGUCUCCGCCAUCUCCGCCAUCUCCGGCGGCGGCGGCGGCGGCGUUGGCGUCGCUGGGACCGCCGCGAUGCAUCGCAAGCCGCUGCUGGAGAUCAACAAGGAAGACUCGGGGGCUCCACGCAAGGCUGAAGAGAAGAAGGAAGUGCUGCCGGGGCCCAGUGACGUGGCUGCGGACGUGGUGGGCAGCUCGGACUACUACCUCACGGACCUCUUCUCUCAGCUGAGCUGCCUGCUCGAGGCCAAGCCCUCGGAACGACUGCUCGUGCGCGAGGACGAGGCGGAAGACCCCGCCGCGGUCCCCGUGCUCUGGGUGAGCAAGUGGGUCGACUACUCGGACAAGUACGGCCUCGGCUACACGCUGUGCGACAACAGCGUGGGCGUGCUGUUCAACGACUCGACGCGCAUGCUGCUCUACCCGGACGGGGAGCAGAUCCAGUACAUCGAGCGCGACCUCACCGAGUCCUUCUUCUCCAUGCACUCGUACCCCACGGCGCUCACCAAGAAGGUGACCCUCACCAAGUACUUCCACAGCUACAUGAGCGAGCACCUGCUCAAGGCGGGCGCCAACAUCCCGACGCGCGAGGGCGACGAGCUUGCGCGCCUGCCGUACCUGCGCACGUGGUUCCGCACGCGGUCCGCCAUCGUGCUGCACCUCUCCAACGGCACGCUGCAGAUCAACUUCUUCAAGGACCACGCCAAGAUCAUGCUGUGCCCGCUGAUGGGCGCCGUCACGUACAUCGACGAGAAGCGCAACGCCCGCACGCUGCGGCUGGCGCUGCUCGCCGAGCACGGCUGCAGCGCCGACCUCAUGAGCCGCCUGCGCUACGCUCGCUCCAUGGCCGAGAAGAUGCUGAGCAGCCGGUCGGGCUCCGUGCGCGGGAAGAUCGCCGCGCCCUGAGCCACGUGCCGGGAGGAGGGGUCGUCACCCCCCCCCCUCGCCCUCGGUGUGCUGUGCAGGAGACUCGGUGGGUGGCGUGCGAGAGUGGGGGGCCCCCCCCCCGUGUGGUGACCGUAGGGGGUUUGUGGUGUGUUUUUUUUAGUUGUCGUUGUUUUUUUUGUCGAAAGUGAUCUCUUCUUUUAUCACUCUUUUAAAAAUUGUGCACGGGGGGGGGGGGAGUGGUGCUGUGGGGCCUCUAGCGGCACAACCGGUGGGCCACCGUCGCAUGCGGUUUUGUACAUAGGGCUGCGGAGGGAGCGCUGUACAGGCGUGUGCGUGUUUGAGCGUGUGUCUGUGUGCGCAUGCGCAGCUGUUAUUACUUCUCCCCAGCAGCCCCUCUGCAUGAGCUGCGGCUGCUGCGGCUGCUCUUCUCUCAAUUUCCCUCAACGAAUUUUCUCUAUCUCGCUGUCGCCACGUUGACGGACAUUUAAUAAUAAAGAGUUUACAUUUUCUUG